UCCAGAACCAAACAUACUCAUUGCGGUGCUCUCGCUUCUUCAAACAGUUUGUGCAAAUCUUUCUCUCUCUCUCUCUUUCUCUCUCUCUCUCUUAUGACUGUAACACCCAGCUCACUAUCACUCAGAGCUCUGAAAUGAAGAGACUCAAUUGCUGGACUGACCCAACCCAUUUCACAACUUCCCCUUCCUCCUCUCCUGCCUUCACUACUUCACUUUCUCUCUCUUUCUCACCCGACUCCAUUAAACCAAAAUCCUGUUUCCUUCCGCUUUUUCUCUCCUCCAUUCCCAUUAGCCCCAAGCUCUCGCUCUAUCUUCCCAAAGCAAAGCCUGAUGAUUACACACCUGUAAUCGAAUAUGGAGAAGGAGAAGAGGAGGAUGAUGAUUAUGAAGACUAUUCAUUUGAAAACAGUAGGGUGGGGAGACAUGGUGAAGAAAAGGAUUACGAUCGAGACCCUGAGAUCAAAGAGAUUCUAACGGGCUUUAUUGAUGACCCCGAAAACUCAAAGAAGCAACUGGAGGAGAGAAUAAAGAACAAAAGGAACAAAAUUUUGCAGACCAAGGCUGGUUCUGCAGUUCCAAUGAAGGUUAUCUUUAACAAAUUUGGUUUCUCCAACUCAUACAUAUGGUUUGAAUUCCAUCGCCCCCCAUUGAACAAUGAUGUUACUCUACUUUGUGAUGCAAUUCGUGCAUGGCACAUUAUCGGGCGUCUUGGAGGAUGCAAUUCUAUGAAUAUGCAGUUGUCUCAAUCAGCAUCAGAUAGAAGACUAUCUUAUGAUGCUACUCAGGGAGCAAAUGUGACACCAACGACAUUUUAUAAUAUUGGGGAUCUAGAGAUCCAACACAAUCUAGCACGCAUAUGGGUGGAUAUCGGCACGAGCGAGCCAUUGCUGCUUGACAUGCUCAUAAAUGCUCUUUCCCAUAUCAGCUCUGAUUAUGUAGGAAUCAAACAAGUAGUUUUUGGUGGGUCAGAAUUUGAGGACUGGAAGGAAGGAAUGACAUCAGAUGAAGCUGAAUAUAGCAUGCACAAGAUCUGAAUGGCAGCUGGCAUAUAGAAGGCCAUGUCUUCUGACAAGCUAUCAUCCCAUUUCUCGAAUCUACCAUUCACAGAAGCCAUGGUGUUUCUUAUCAUCUUGUGCUCUAUGCUCUUGAAGUCCUAAUUUAGUGUGUCUUAUACAGCUAUAUAUUACUUGCCAUUUUUGCAACAUUGAUAUGUUUAUUUCCUGUUAUUAUGUAGUUAAUCUAUGCUGCAAGAAGAAAAGGAAUUUAUAAUAUGCAGUGCUGGAUUUUGGGUUUGAGGAACUUGCGAAGCAUUUGUUCUCCUGGAUUUAAUCUGCAUCGUCCAUCAGAUUCAAGGCAUUUUGUAUCUUUGUAUUAAGUUUUGUUCUCAUGAGCUCAAGUAAAUUAUCACCUUGUGUACCUCUGAACUAUAUUCCACUUGAAUUUAGUUAUAUUUUCUUGA
Molecule: messenger RNA, 1459 nt
Organism: Amborella trichopoda
Lineage: Eukaryota; Viridiplantae; Streptophyta; Magnoliopsida; Amborellales; Amborellaceae
Product: oxidoreductase/transition metal ion-binding protein (DUF3531)
Source: RefSeq, a predicted model, not a curated record